AUGCAUGUAUUUUUCGUGGAAAAGGGUAGUUCAGAAACGAGAGAAUUCGCGGUAAAAAGGCUUUCUAAGGAAUCGGGACAAGGGAUAGACGAAUUCAUGAACGAAGUAGUGCUUAUUUCUAAACUCCAACACAGAAAUCUCGUUAGACUAUUGGGUUGCUGUGUGGAGAAUAACGAAAAGAUGCUGAUAUACGAAUACAUGCCUAAUAAAAGCUUGGAUUUCUUUCUCUUCGAUAAAUCGCAAGAAAUCCUCGAUUGGAGAAAGCGUUUAAACAUCAUCGAAGGCAUUUGUCGAGGCCUUCUUUACCUUCACAGAGAUUCGAGAUUAAAGAUAAUCCAUCGAGACCUCAAGCCAAGUAACAUAUUGCUGGAUAAUGAUUGGAAUCCGAAGAUUUCCGAUUUCGGGAUGGCGAGAAUUUUCGGAAGCAACCAAGAUCAUAUCAGCACUGUAAGAGUUGUCGGAACAUACGGAUAUAUGGCUCCCGAAUAUGCAAUCGAAGGGAAAUUUUCCGAAAAAUCUGAUGUUUUCAGCUUCGGGGUGUUGAUGUUAGAGAUUGUUUGCGGAAGAAGGAACACGAGCUUUUACAAUCACGAAACCUCUGCCAAUCUCUUAGGACAUGUGUGGAAACUGUGGAGUGAAGACGAUGUAGGAGAAUCGAUAGACGUAAGAAUAUCGAGCCGAAGUUAUCGUACAGAAGUGGUGAGAUGCAUACAAAUAGGAUUACUGUGUGUGCAAGAACUGCCUAAAGAUAGGCCUUCGGUUUCGAGUGUGCUCUCAAUGCUUAAGAGCGAAAUAGCAGAGCUUCCGGAACCUAAACAAGUUGCAUUUUUUGCGUUGAAUUCGAACGGUAGUUCGAAUACGAGGGCAACUUCUUCUCAGCAGAGUCAAAGGAGUAGUGGCUCUGUGAAUAAUGUUACUAUCUCCGUCGUUGACGGUAGAUGAAAUAUUCGUAGUUGUCUCGAAGAAGAUUGUGAAUACAGAGAGUGGAAUAUACAUAGGGAUUUCUCAGCUUAUGUAUGUAUUUAUGUAUAGGCUCGUGUACGAGGAGGUUCAAGAUCGCUCAUCUUUAUUAAUUUAGGUUCAGGGUUUUUUUUUCUCUCUCUUUCGCGCGUAUAAGCUCACUCGAUCUACAUGUAUUGGAGUUUAUUGGAUUUAGUAAGCACGUGUUAUAUCGAAUC
Messenger RNA from Erythranthe guttata (spotted monkey flower), 1178 nucleotides. NCBI's taxonomy places the organism in Eukaryota, Viridiplantae, Streptophyta, Magnoliopsida, Lamiales, Phrymaceae. The record is from RefSeq and is a predicted model, not a curated record.